AUUUUAUCAUUUGAUGGAUGUUAGGUAGUGUACGAGCCGUCAAGUGGACUGAACAACUGAAAAGAUAAUGGAUAGAUACGUACUAUUAGUUAGUUUAAAUCCAAAGGAACAUAUCCAAAUAGCGAAUUGCUUUUCUGGACUGGAAAGUGCCAAACAGAUAUAUGACUCUGUCAAAGACAUUGCCAUUUCCAAUUGGACAACAAAGAUCUCUCCAUUUCCACCCUGCUCUCUCGCUGGGACUCCUGUGUCACAGAGAUGGUACUUUGCCAUUCAGGCAAGUCGUGGAUCAUCACAGUUUGCAGAGAGAAGUGCGAAAAACUAAAAACAUCCAGCAGCAGUUCUGCGGGCAGAAAUACGUUGUUAAUGAGAGAGGUCAGAGGACAACGGCCAGACUGGUUGAAGCUGACAGGAAGUUCUGCAGUAUGGACUGGGAGGAGCUGGCGACGGGGGCCCAUAAGAGUGACAGUGAGGAGAUCGGGUUCUCAGCCAUGGAGGCUUGCCACAGUGCGUUAGACGGUCUGGGUGAGGGGGAAGAUAUGGAAGAAGCUGGUUCACAAGCAGAACUAUAUGAAGAGGCUGCUGAAGCCCUGCACCAGUUGUCAGAUAAACUUCCAGCCCCAGGAAAGGCUCUUCUAGAUGUUAUUGUAUUGGCUGCGGAUAAGGAAGCUCCCAAGCUGAAGGAGUUUCUCCCUGUCUUCGGCUCACUGAAGCACAUGCAAGCCUGGCAUUCCGCUAAGAUGACCAUAGUGACAGAGAACAGUGCUGGAUGGCAGAAAACUGCAUCGUAUUUUUCAGCCAUUUUAUGCGGCCCCGACAGAAUUCUCAAUUGUAUCGAUGACAAGGACAUCUGGAGGGGUAGUGUUCUUAUUAAAGAGAAGAAGUUGGUCUCAGAGCUGCGCUUCGGUGGAUUCUGCCUGAAGCACCGGCGCGGGGCCCCGAGGAGCAAGGGGCUCUCUCUCGACCCCUCGCAGAAGCACACGGACCACAAGCAGCUCUGCGAGGUGUUCCACUAUUACCGUCCGGUUCUGGACCUGGUCCAGUUGGUCAGAGUCUCUGACCUUCCCAUCUUCCUGCUCUCCAGCACAGAGUACACACUUGAGUUGUCUGCUAAAUCAAGUAAAUCCAAGCUGCUCCUGGACCAACUGAGAAGUCUUCGGGGAAAGGUGGGGGCGCUGUUCUCAUUAGCCUGCACGGUCAGCUCUCUGGCUGCCCCUCCCACCACCCAACUCAGCAGCCAAAAAUGGAGGGAGUUUGUGGCUCAGAAACCCAAGUCCUGGCCUGUUCCAGAUACGGACGUGAAAGGGGAAAGUGGCCACUACUUCCUGUUGGUGCAGAGGGCGGAGACUGGGGGCUGCACUGCACGGUUGAUACACUCGGCCAAUCAGCUUAACGGAGCAGCUGCCUUGGCAACUGUCAAUGGAAUCCUCAGAGAGAAGACCCAGUCGUCAGACACGAACACUGCGGACUGGUUGCGGUCACUUCCGUGUCUCCAUGGAGACCGGCUGAUUCAGAGGGAGAAGAAGCUGGCGAAGGUGCAGAUGUUGGCCCUGAAGGAAUGCCUUCGCAGGAGAGAGCAGAAGCAGAAGCCGGCCUCGGUGCCCGUGAACGACCUGAAGGUCCUGCUGAGCCUGGCCCGCAAGCAGUACCUGGAGAUGCACGAUUCCUGCCUGCCCAAAGCGGCACUCCUGCUGAAGGAGAAGGAGAACUGCAGCGGCAAGGCUCCAGAAGCGGAGGUGAAGUUCUCGCUGUCUGCAGGCUGGCCCGAGAGAAGCGUGCUUCAGAAUUCGGAGAACCAACGGAAGAACCGCCUGCGGACGAGGUCCAGCCUGAUGCAGGCUGGGGGCUCCAGCGAGAGCCUGCUGGGGCCGAAGGAGGGCCAGAGAGCAGCCCCCGCCCUGCUGGAUGCCCGGGAGCUGCUCAAACACUUCACCUCCGACGGCCAGCCCAGCGGAGAACUGCAGCCUCUGCAGCUAUACAAAGGGGAGCACACCUUCCAGCUGUCUCCAGACCUGACGCCCGGGAAAGUGUCCCAGCUCCCAUUCAACAAGGCUUCCAGCUCCCACUACCACGGCAUAGAGUUCUGUCUGGAUGAACAGAAGGCUUUGGACCGCGACCGGGGCUUCGUGAAGCUGCAGAGCCGCCUCAUUCGCUACGAGACCCACACCACCUGCUCCAAGGACCCCUGCCCUGUGCCUUUCGCCCUCAGCCCCGCCCCGUCUCCGGCAAUGCUCUCUGAGCCGGGCAGCGUCCCGGACGGAGAGGCGCUCCUCGCCGAAGGGAGGGGGGAACCUCGCAGGCUCAAACGCCAGUCCUGGGACACGGACAGUGUCUACCCGCACAAGAGGUUGUCCAAGUCGGAGAGCAGCGAGUCCCUGGCCUCUCAGGGCAGCGGCAGCAGCGGGACCCACCCAGCCGUGCGGGCCCUAAGACAGCAGCGGCCCCGCUCCCAGUCCAACUCCUCCUCAGGCCUGAGACCCGCCCCUGUGGCCCCCACGGCCCCCAAGCCACCAUGCACCCAGGGGAUGCCUCAAACGCAGUCAGGCGACCAGGCCAGCAAAGAGUCCCGCUCGCAGAAACACGUUAGGAUGCUGAAAGAGGUUGUGGCUAAAACAUUGAAACACCAUGGGAUCUCAGAUGAACACAGGAGCUUCAACGCCUGCAGCCAAAGGCUUUUUGAUAUAUCAAAGUUCUAUCUCAAGGAUUUGAAAACCUCCAGAGGACUUCAUGAGGAAAUGAAAAAAGCCGCCAGCAGCAAUGCGAAGCAGGUGAUAGAUUGGGUUCUGGAAAAGGCCUCUAUGAAGUGAGGGAGGGGCCUCCUCUGCAGUGGUUGGUCACUAGUGGCCAAUGAGGUUCUUGGGCUCUGGGACCAUGUGGUCUUGUGUCACCAUGGCAGCCGAGGAAGAAUCUGCAAAUUCAUGUUAUUUUUAAAUAUGUAUUUUAUUCCAUUAAUACAUUUAUCUGUGUGUUAUGUAUCUUGGUUUCCAGACAGGCAGACUUUUUGAAAGUUGUGAUAAAGAGAACUGUUAUGAACAGUCUGCUUUUAAUCAAUCAAAUCAAGGCUGCAGUGAGAAUAUACAAGCAGGGUGGAAGCAUUAACUAAAGAAGUGCUCAAAGCAUUAUUUCUACUUUUAUGAGAACAUUCUGUAUAACGCAGGGGCUCAAGGAUACCCUUUAAUAUGCAAAUAUGUCAUAUUCUAUUUCUGCGAUUGUCUGAAAUGGUUCUGUAUCUGUAUUUUUUUUACAAAUAUUGUCAAUAUACUAUGCAUUAAAGUGUUUGUUUUAAAUCAUUAA
Messenger RNA from Conger conger (European conger), 3291 nucleotides. It is a transcript of the gene mtbp, whose product is annotated as MDM2 binding protein. Bases 162 to 2804 code for a protein of 880 amino acids. Gene Ontology annotation, biological process: traversing start control point of mitotic cell cycle; protein localization to kinetochore; regulation of protein ubiquitination. The transcript is spliced from 23 exons. The record is from RefSeq and is a predicted model, not a curated record. Gene Ontology annotation, cellular component: kinetochore. Lineage: Eukaryota; Metazoa; Chordata; Actinopteri; Anguilliformes; Congridae.